This is a messenger RNA of Aricia agestis (brown argus), 2016 nucleotides long. RefSeq names its product WD repeat and FYVE domain-containing protein 2 (gene Wdfy2). Lineage: Eukaryota; Metazoa; Arthropoda; Insecta; Lepidoptera; Lycaenidae. Gene Ontology annotation, molecular function: metal ion binding; protein binding. The transcript has 9 exons. The coding region runs from base 79 to 1335 and encodes 418 amino acids. The record is from RefSeq and is a predicted model, not a curated record.
UGACGUUUUCUUUUCGUAGUUUUAUGGUUUUAUCUUGAAUUUAUUUAUUUGCUUAGAAAUAUCUGUUGAAAUAUAAUAAUGGCUGCUGAAAUAAAGCCUGCACCCAGGACACCUAAUGACAGGUUUUCUACUACAAAGAAACCGGCGUUACUUAGUAAGUUGGAAGGAUGUACCGACGAUGUAAACGCUGCUGUCGUGAUUCCUGGGGAGGAUGGUGUUAUAAGUGUUUGCGACGAUAAAACAGUAAGAGUAUGGCUGAAGAGAGACUCGGGCCAGUACUGGCCCAGUAUUUGCCAAUAUAUGCCAUCAGGUUGUACAUCUAUGUUCUACACACCUGAAACUCGCCAACUCUUCAUCGGACAAGAAAACGGAACGAUAUCUGAAUUUACACUGGCUGCUGAUUGCAACAGAAUAAAUCCAACAAGAGAGUACCUAGCCCACACAGCAAGGAUAACUGCUGUAAUGUUCUCAUUGAGCUGCGAGUGGGUGUUGUCGGUCAGCAGAGACAAAUUUUUUGCUUACCAUUGUAGUGAAACUGGCCGCAGGAUUGGUGGUUACUCAUUUGAAGCUUGGUGUACAGCCCUGCAGUUUGACUCGCAGUCAAAAUACGCUUUUGUUGGAGAUUACAGCGGGCAGAUAACAAUGCUAAAGCUAGAUAAUAAUGGUGCUACACUAGUCACUACAUUGAAGGGACACACAGGGUCUGUUCGUGUUCUCAAUUGGGCACCACUUCCCCAGUUGUUGUUUAGCGGUUCAUUUGACCAAACUAUUAUUGUCUGGGACAUUGGAGGUCAAAAGGGCACAGCAUACGAACUUCAAGGUCACAGUAACAAGGUGACAGGUUUGUGGUACGUGGGUGGUUGCGCGCGGCUGGUGUCCGCGGGCGAGGAUGGCGCGCUGGGCGUGUGGGAGAUGGGCGUGCAGCGGCGCGAGACGCCGGCGUGGCGCGAGGCCGACCUCUGCCAGCUGUGCCGCGCCCCCUUCAUAUGGAAUGUUCGCGCUAUGAUGGAGAAGAAGCAGCUAGGUCUACGUCAGCACCACUGCCGCUGGUGCGGCGCGGCGGUGUGCGGGGCGUGCUCGCCGCACCGCCUGCCGCUGCCAAUCAUGGGCUUUGAGUUCCCUCAGCGCGUCUGCACCACAUGCUACGACACGCUGCGACACGAACCGCGGGAGUCUCUGGCGUCGUUCCACGAUAUGAAGCACGCUGUGGCGUCGCUGUACGUGGACGAGGCGACCGGCCGCAUGUGCACCGCCGGCAAGGACAGGGUUAUAAAGGUCUGGGAUAUCAGCAUGCUCCUAGCGCCCUCUCCGAAGCCGGGCACCAGCGAACAAUAACCGUCGGAAAAUUUUCUCUAUUAUGAUAACAAUAAGAUCAAGAUCAGGUUGUAAGCGCUUUUCGUACUGAUGUACGCCGUUUAUUGUAAUAUAAACCAAACGAAAUCUAUCGUUAUGAUUUUCGUUUAACAUUGUUGUUUCUUAAUGUGUAGAGUAUAAUUUUUGUGUGGGCCAGUUCUGAUGUAGCGUCUAAAUUGUUGAAGGUCGGCCGACUCAUCUCUUUUGGACUAUUUAGGAAGUGUUCGGAAGAGUUGUUCUAGAGGUUAGUCAUUGUCGCUGGUCGUGUAAUGUAAAUCGUUAUAUUUCCAUAUUGGUAUUCAGCUAUGUAACACAAGACUGAAUCUUGAUAAUACUUAUAGAGAGAUCAAUUUUCUCGUCACAUUUUAAUGGCUAGCAGUAUUUUCGAAUGUGAAUUACGUAUUCAAUAUUGAUGUUGUGUGAAAAAUAUUAAACAAUACAAUUAGCAUUUUGUCACGAAAAUAUAGAUGGCGUUAGUUUCGUUCCCUUGACUCUGUAAAUGUGAUCUUAAAUUUUGAUCUAGUGUUAUUACUUUUUGAAUAUGUAUACAAUAGUAAAGGAAUAUAGUUAGCAUUUCAGUAUAUUACAACGAAAUAAAAUCAUUUUAAAGUGAUCUAAGGGGCAUAAACAACCGUUUGAUUAUAUUAUUGUAUUUGGUGUCCA